Messenger RNA from Thelazia callipaeda (thelaziosis nematode), 693 nucleotides. The record is from the annotation of a GenBank genome assembly. Lineage: Eukaryota; Metazoa; Nematoda; Chromadorea; Rhabditida; Thelaziidae.
UUGCAGGCAGGCGUUGAUAUAAUUGAGUUGUCUCCCGAAGAAGGUUGCUUGCAGCAAAGUUUAUUCACUGGUGAUGCUGCUAUUUGCAUCAAUGGCACUGCAUUGAUCACUCGUCCAAGCAAACGUGGGUGUCGCUUUAGUGAAAUAAGCAGCUUGUUAGGCCAACUUUCAUGGCAGGUUGUUGAAACGCCAGCUUCAGAACAUGGUAAAGAUGUCGUUUUGGAGGGUAGUGAUGUAUUAUAUACUGGCAGAGAAAUAUUUGUUGGAGUUCGAAAGAAUGGUACCAACAUGGAAGGAGCAUUGGUAGUAGGUCGAACAUUCUCUGAUCUAGCUGUGAUACCUAUCUCUCUUGCUGGGAGUCAACCUUUGAGGCAUUACAUUUCUUUCGUUUCGAACGAUGUAUUGUCAGUGUGUAAUUGUAAGGAGGCUAAGUUGAUUGUACAGCGCAUGGAACGUGAAGCGACCUUCCGAUAUAAAACUCUUACGGUAGAGCAUGAUGAAGCUGGGAAUUGUUUAAGUGUGAACGACAGCGUCAUCUAUCGGCAAGAUGUUCCAGAAACGAAAUUUCAAGUUCUUCAAGAGCGAGUCCAGCUGAUGGGAAUAAUUGCAAGUGAAUUGAGCAAAAUCGGUAAACCCAUUUCUCGUUUUAUUUUGCUCACUGCAAAGAUUAAUACUCUAAAGUCGCUUUGGUAG